UUGAGAUGCAGGUACCAGGGCUACACCCGGGCAGAGAGGAGUACGCUAGGCAACUCCAGGAGGAGCUAACAUGAUGCAAAAAUAUUUUAAUAGGCUGGCACUUUUUGCUUUUUUCAGUGUGACAUGUUUUGUUCUGAUUCUAUUUUACAACAAAGAGGGCACUUUAUAUUUUUUGUCAAAGCACUAUCCUGAUACAAAUGGGAAUGACAGCCUUUCCCAGUUGAUAAAAGAAGUAGCUGAAAUGAAGAUGAAAGUCCUAAAUGCCAGUCACGAAGAGACACAGAUGACAACCACUAAGAGCAAGCCUUUGGGACGCUGCCCUGACAACCCUCCACAACUUGUGGGUCCACUCCAUGUUGAGUUUGAUUCUAAACGGACUUUGGACCAGGUGAGAAAGUUAAUCAGUUCUCGUCUUCAGGAAGGAGGACGGUAUAAGCCUCCGGACUGCGUUUCCCAACAGAAGGUGGCGAUCAUCAUCGCAUUUCGCAAUCGGCAUGAGCACCUUAUUCAUUGGCUGUAUUACCUCCAUCCUAUAUUGAUGCGGCAGCAGUUGGACUACACCGUGUAUAUCGUCAACCAGGAUGGAGAAGGCGUGUUCAACCGGGCUAAACUGAUGAAUGCCGGCUACGUGGAAGCAAUGAAGCAAUAUGAUCACGACUGCUUUGUCUUCUCGGACAUAGAUUUGAUCCCUCUGGAUGACCGAAACCUUUACAGAUGUUUUGACAAUCCUCGACACUUGGCUGUGGCUAUGGACAAAUUCAACUUCCAAUUACCCUACAACAAUUUCUUUGGUGGAGUUUCCUCAUUGUCUAAGGGCCAAUACUUAAAGAUUAACGGCUUCCCGAACACGUUCUGGGGCUGGGGGGGUGAGGACGACGAUAUCUAUAACCGAAUUGUCUGCCGUGGCCUGUCCAUUUCUCGACCUAACUCGGUGAUGGGAAAGUACAAGAUGAUCAAACAUGAGAGAGACGCGCACAAUGAGCCCAAUCCAAAGAAUGCCGGUAAACUGAGCCAAACCCGGCAGACCAUGGAUAGAGAUGGAAUUAGUUCUCUCAAAUACACAGUGAAGGAGAUUAAGAAGGAUAUACUGUACACUUUCAUCACCGUGGAUAUUGAGGCUCCGCUUGGAUGAAUGAGGUGGAUCCUGUGGAUGUUUCAAUAGGGAUCUAGAGUGAGUGCAUGUUAAGGGCUGCUGUUUGUCUUUGUGUCAUAUUACUAUCAACAGGUGUGUGCGUGUGUGUGUCCGUGUCCGUGUCCAAGUGAAAUAAAGAUGAUGAAUACCAAGUACAGAGAUUAUUCCCAGUUUUCUCAAAUAUAAAUUGGUUAAUAUAAUAUGAAUAUUGUAAGAAAAAAAGAAUUACUCUCAAAAAAUAGGAAAUAUGUUGCAUCUUGAGGUAACUUCUCCUUGCUUUCACAAGUAAUCAAAAUGUAGAUGUAUUUGUUUAAAGGUGCUUGUGAAGCAUCGAGUUACCUUCAUGCUGGUCAAAAAGAAGAAGUCUGCAAAAGAAGAAAGAAAGAUAGUGGUUUGGACAAGUGGACACAUCCAUUUUAUUUGUAUGUAUUACAAGGGAAAAUAUAAUAUAUGGUAUUUAUAUUUGAUUGUAUCACUUACGCAUUAUGUUUUGUAAAUUAAAUGAAUUUUUAUAAAACAAUUGUAUUUAUUGUACAAUGUAGUAACAACUGUUUUGGACUUGAUGGGUUGACUGGCUUUCAGAUAAGUAUGGGCGUUUGCAAUGAAGUUCUGCAUAACUAAAGCUAUGAAUAUACAUUUUUGUUUUGUGAACUGUAACAAUGUUUUUUAUAAAAUGUCCGAAGCAAUUAAGAACUGAAUGAAAUGUAGGGUCACUACGGUCCACCGUGAAGCUUGCCAGUGAACAUCAAACUAAAAGAAUCUCAUCAUACAGUUUUUCUCGAUUGCUUAAACACAUUUUUUUAAAGCAUGCCUCGUUUUCUCAAAACUCUAAACACAAAUCCCAAAACCACUCACACAAAAUGCAAAACCCUUUAUAUCUCCUGCAAAAUGAAACUUUGCUUUCAAAACAGUGUUAUGUCACCUCAAAAGGGUAUUUUGUUUUCAGACAAACACAGCCCAUUAUAUGAGUAGACAUUCUAAGCAUCGAUUGAACACUGAUGUGCUCAAUGGAAAACACGACGAUGAAAUGGGAAAACACCAGUAUGAAGGCCUUAUCAGAAGCAUUAUGCCUUUUCAUGUCCAGUGGUACUGUACGCUUUCUCCUGUUGUAAAAUAUUGUAAAUGUAUAGUGUUUGAACAAAAAAUAUAAAACAACACACAAAUAUACAACAAC
This is a messenger RNA of Pseudoliparis swirei, 2306 nucleotides long. RefSeq names its product beta-1,4-galactosyltransferase 1-like. The record is from RefSeq and is a predicted model, not a curated record. Gene Ontology annotation, biological process: protein N-linked glycosylation; carbohydrate metabolic process. Bases 71 to 1132 code for a protein of 353 amino acids. Gene Ontology annotation, molecular function: cytoskeletal protein binding; beta-N-acetylglucosaminylglycopeptide beta-1,4-galactosyltransferase activity. The transcript has 2 exons. NCBI's taxonomy places the organism in Eukaryota, Metazoa, Chordata, Actinopteri, Perciformes, Liparidae.